This is a messenger RNA of Oldenlandia corymbosa var. corymbosa, 4331 nucleotides long. Lineage: Eukaryota; Viridiplantae; Streptophyta; Magnoliopsida; Gentianales; Rubiaceae. The record is from the annotation of a GenBank genome assembly.
UCUGAAUUGUUGUAGCCGCCUUCUUCUCCCUGUCACCAAUAACCAUCAUUGUUCCUCCUUGUUCUGCCUGACUAAUGCGGAGUCUCGCUUUUACAACAGCCAAAGCAGCCUCCGCAACUGCCACGGGGGCGUCAGCAGUAGCAGUGAUGGCUGCCGCCAAUAUGUAGGAAGAUUGCCAUGAAGCCAAUUGAGUCACCGGGAUUUGCUGAAUGAUCUCACCAGAAUCCGUUGAAGGUUUAGCAGGAUAAUUCCUACUUAUCUCCUCAUUUUCCCUACAGUUUGAAGCAAAAAUCCGGGCUUUCUCCUUUUUCCUGUCCUUUUUCAUCCCAAAGAAGCACAUAGUCAUCUUCCCAAACCAUCUUGCAGCUUUACCCAUUUCCGUUUUCACCUAGCAAGACAAUGUAUGAAUAUAUUUUUAUCCUUUCUUAAAGCCAAUGUAUAAAUUUUUGAAUGCUGGAUGGACGUAUCUCAAACUUUUCUCUCCAUUUAUAGAGGGUGCCUUCGAUUUUACCACAUAAAUCGCCGCCAACAUCAGUGCAGAAAAUUUGUGUGUAAAAGAUGGUAUCUUUCUAAGGAAAUAGGGGAGGAAAUGAAUUUGGAGGGACAGCAUGGAAUCGGAGUUCAAAUGACGCCACGGAAAGUUUAUCACGACACAUCAUUCAACUUCUCAAAAGAUUGAAUUUUCCAUAGUUAGGGAGGACGAUUGAGGUAUCAAUUUGGGUUGCAUUCCUUGAAAUAAGGGACUGAUGAAAAAAGGGUAAAGUAUUUUUCUCCAUUUGAGGACAUUGCAAAAUGAAGAAAGAAACAUUCAAAUCAACCUCUAAAUUCGACGAAGACACACAUAAAUUCUGCUGUCUGUAUCGGGCAUUUUUCGGAGUCAGGCCAGAAAACCCUCAAGCAAAUUCCUUUGGUAUAUAAGUCCCCCCCCCCGGCGGAGCUGCGUUAUUGAAAGGCUGAUACUGCUUGGAUCAUAUUUAUUUUCCUAGCAAAUCCUCAGACAUGGCUGGAAGGAAACGGAGGAAGUUGAAUAAGUGAGUUUAAUCUAUCCAAUCUGUUAUGAAAAUGGCUCAGUUUGAUUGUUUGACCUAAUUGGGAAUCUAAUUUUGAUGGGUAAAGGGUUCAAUAACCAUUUAGCCUUGCAAAGUUCGAAUCUUGUCGAAUGUAUUUGCCUUUAAUUGUGUCUUUGUGGAUUUCCGUUGAUGGGUUUUAGAGUUAAGCCUAUGAGGAGACUAAUUGAGUGAUUGGCUUAUGAAUUUUGUGGAUUUCAAUUAAAAUCUUGUUCUGCAUCUGAUCAUUUGCUUGACUCUGCCUUCCUUUUUUUUUUUUUUUGCUUAAUUUGAUCUAAUUUGGUUUCAAAAGUUUGGAUUUUGAUGUAUCUGCCCCUUAAUAGAAUUAGAAAUAAAAAUGUGUUCGCUGUGGGUCAAUGACUAAUUUAUCUUAAUUAAACAAAACCCUGUUAUGCUGGGUUUUACAAGAUUCAAGUUUAAUGAAAAACCUGUCUGAGAUUAGAAUGGGACUAAUUGGAGACUUUUCUACAACUUGUAAGUUGUAAGCAUAUUUUGGUUCACUUUCUUGAUGUCGGAAAGAGAAAGAAAGCCCUUGCUCAGGUCUGCUUUGCUCAAACAGCAGAAAAACUUAAUGCUAAUGGGGUCUUUUUCCUGGUUACUCAGGAACGUGUUCAAACCAUUAUAUAUUUUACUGACAAACUCAAUUUGUGCUGUUAUCUCUUUGUCAUUUUACCACAGAUUUCUCUUUGAAUACAUGUGGUCUGAACUUUACUGAUUGUUGCAUUUUUAGAUUAGUAGCUGCAACAACAAACAAAAAAGAAACGUUAACUUAUAAAGAAAAGGAGACAUGUGAACAGCAUGGUUGGAUUGAGCUUCCAAGAGAUGUAUUGGAAUUGAUUAUUUCUCGUUUAACAUUGGAAGACAACAUCCGUGCUUCUGUUGUUUGUAAAGAGUGGUUCUCUGUCGCCGUCAAUGUCCGAGUUGUGAGCAAACCUCCUUGGUUGAUGUUCAUUCCAAAAUCAGGAAAUGAGGUCGAGUUCUAUGAUCCUCUGCAGCGUGUAUUUUAUGCACUUGAGUUGCCAGAAUUAAGUCACUCGAGAAUUUGCUAUUCAAAGGAUGGUUGGUUGCUUGUUUACAAGCCUGAAACUCAUCAGCUGAUCUUUGUUAACCCGUAUACAAGGAAGUUGAUCGAGUUGCCAAAGUUGGAAUUGCAAUACCAGAUAGUUGCCUUCUCUGCUGCUCCAACAUCUUCUUCUUGUAUCGUCUUCACUAUCAGGCCCAUCACUGCCACAAUCAUUGUAAUCAGCACAUGCCAGCCUGGGGCAGCUGAAUGGACUAGGAUCAAUUUCCGAAAUCGGUUGCCAUUUGUUUGCCGAAUGUGGAAUAAGCUGGUCUUUUGUGGUGGAAAGUUUUAUUGUCUGAGCCUUACUGGUUGGCUGGGGGUUUAUGAUCCAGCAAAACGUACGUGGGUCGUUCAUGUAUUGCCUCCUCCCAAAUGCCCUCAGAACUUUUCUCUGAAAAAUUGGUGGAAGAACAAAUUUAUGGCUGAGCACAACGGAGAAAUCUUUGUUGUGUAUACUUCUUCCGAGGUUAACCCAGUGAUAUAUAGAUUAGACCAAGGAAUUCAAGGAUGGGUACAGAUGAAAACCUUAGGAGGUUUAUCUAUUUUUGCAAGCUUCUUGGCAUCACAUGCUAGGACAGAUCUUCUCGGGACCAUGAGAAAUAGAGUAUACUUUACUAAAGUUCGUUAUUAUGGAAGGCGUUGCAUAUCAUACUCCCUUGAUAAUAGAAGAUACUACCCCAAAAAGCAGUGUUAUGAUUGGGGGAAAGACAAUCCCUUUGGAAGCAUUUGGAUUGACCCGCCUGAAGACCUUUCAUGCUUUGGUUAGAACGCUCAACACCCAAUGGAGUAGGUAAUAAUUGCUUCUUGAAAUCUCGAUGUAGACCUAUGUUCUAUGAAUGCCUGUUUAACUAUACCUAUGUGCACUGUUAACUAAACCUAAAAUCUUGAUUUCCAGAUUAUUUGUUAGUCAGGGAACUAUUCUUUUCCUUCUUAUUUUACAGAGGUUAAAUAUCUAUUUCAAUAUGGGGAUAUGAGUACCAAAAUACCUACUGAUUGUCUGUCUAUCUUUAGUUCCAAGUCUGUGUUGCUGUGUUUGUGCACAAAAUUACACUUGUGAUGGGAAUUUCUAAUCAUUUACUCUUUCUAUUGUUUUGUUCAUCAAGCUGCCAUGCAAAACUUCAACAUAUUUACAAAAUCAUAAUCUCAAAAGAGUGUUUUUGGGGCUUAUAUUUGCUUUUGAAGCUAGAAAAUAUCAACUAAGUGGACUCUUUCUGGCUGUCUUAUCUUCAUCAGGAGAUUUCUUCGUGGCUUCUUCAUCAGGAGAUUUCGUCUGAAACUGUAACUUUGUUUGAAACGGUUGAAUCCAAGUGUAGAGGUGCACCUCCUUUUCUUUCUCCUUUUGUUUCUUUCAUACGUUAGGUCAGUGACAUGAGUUGUAUUCUUGGUUCAAUUGUAAGGUGCAGAGGCCCUAGUGGUGCCUGUCCCAGUAUUGUUAAAUGCGUUGUUAGUUUUGUUUAAUGAUGAAAUACAAACUUAAGUAGCUUGAAGGUAAUACUAUUUAUGAUCAUGUCAUAUGGUUGCGUGGAUCCCUGGCCCUGAAUCAUUCGUCUAUUUCCGGAAGGUGUUGUUAUUUCUCAGGCAUGGUUUCGAACUUUUGUGUUUUGAAGUGAUUGCCCUGGGUGAGAUGUUCAGCAGUGCAAACUGAAGUUGCCGGAGAUGAGAAUGGGUUCGUGGUGACUAGUUUCAUGCUUGGUCCAUGUUUUCAACCCUUUGAAUGUUGUCAAUGUUGCUUCAUUUCCUAAUGUACUGUCCUCAGACUGUAGAUCAGAUUCACAGCUAAACCAGCUAUUUGGUAUCAUUUUGAACUAUUUUAAUUAGACAGAAAGAAUAUUCAUUAUCUGGAAGUAAUGCUCAUGACGAAAAGGUUGUGAUUCGUCACCGUGAUUUGGUAUGGCGGUAAAUUGAAUGAUUGUUACUCAUUUUGCUGGAUGGUUACUCAUUUUUGACUUGGGGAAAUUGAAUGAUUCUCAGAUUUUGAAAUCUCCAGUUACAAAUUUUGAUGAUGUUUUUGGUUCAUCAUGUGUGUGAACUGAACUUAAGCCCUUUCUUUAUUUGAUUAAUCUCGUCGAGGAAUCUCCGUGUGUUUGGAAAUCGAGAUCGAGGAGUCAGAGAACCCAGAACCCAUUAUAUUCGCAAAGCCUAUUUGAGGACUUAGGCCCAUAUCCGUUUAAAUUUUGUUCAACACUAAUUAUAGGCCACCA